AUGUCACCAUCUUCACAUGGGAAGAGCCUGAAAACAUCAGCACACUCGAACAGCAAUCAACGCCUAACAUCACGCGAGACAUCACCCAAGAAGAGCCGCAGUCGCAGUCGGUCGAAGACGAGAUUACAGAGUUCGAGGUCCAAGGAGCUCCUGCUGAAUAUGACCGCCAGACCAGCGGUCAUUGAAUCUGCCGACGAAGAUUCUGACACGUCAUCGGCGGAGGAAGAUCCUCCAACGAAGCCGAAGACUAAACUCCGACUAGAUACCAGCAAAGCGUCUGAAGGCCAGACACGACCAACUGGACCGCACACGCCAAUCUCGUCGGAGGAACAAACAAGUGGUUCACCAAUGGGCACGAGUACGUUGAUACCGGAAACACCUGACUCUUAUUAUGUGAAAUCGAUGCUUCGGCCCGUUUCGACUGAGGCCGCAGAAAAUCGGGCAUAUCAAACGUUCCUCAAUAUGGAUGAUGAAACAGAGCAUUCGCCGGGGAAGGAAACUGAGCAACUAAUGCCUACUAUGAGCAACCUGAGGGUAGAUGAGUCACCCAAGUCAGAAACAGGAGUUCCAUUCAAAGAACUCAUCGACAAGCUUCUAAUACUGCCUGCAAACAAGAGUGACUCGAAGUUUGUUCCCUCUUUUUUGUGCCUUUAUCGGGCGUUCGCGACUCCUUACAAACUUCUGUCUGCUGUGGUUGACCAGUUCGUCACGAUAGAACGAACGAAAAUGGUUCACUUUACGAAGGUGGCAGAAAUGCUUCGAUAUCUGCAAGUGUUGGCACAGUGGACGGCCACCUAUCCUGGUGAUUUUGCUAGUGGCCCAGCUCGAGAUCUAGCAUUGACCUUCAUUCAAAGUAUUGAGAACAGCAAAGUGUUCGCGCCAGCUGCACGGGAGAUUAGCAACAACCUAGAUACUCUAAUUGCGGACGAGGAUUGUGACUGGGCAUUUGAUGACAAUCCCGCAGCGGCCAAAGGCAAAACUUCCUCAAGCAACCACAAGAAGACACCAACAACCUCUUCUACUUCUCUGGGGUCCUCAAGCAACGAGAAUAUCGCGAGGACAGGACGCAAAAACAAUCAUAAACACGACGAUAGUGACGAUGAAAACGACGGUGGCAACUCCUCAAGCAGAGGAUCUGGCGUUCAUUCAAAUGCCUCCAGCAUAAUCAAGAACUAUAACGCUUCUAGUCAGUCGUAUUCGAACUUGAUGCAAUUAGAAAGCGCCAAGUUGCAAGCGGAACGACUCAAACCAAACCCCCACAUUCGCCUGAGCAAAUUCCAGUGGCAUCAAUUCAUGGAGAUCCCUAUAGAUGACCUUGCACGAGAGAUUACUCGAGUCGACUGGACAAUGUACUCGUCAAUAAGACCCAGAGAUUUCGUCCGACAUGUCUCUUUGACAACAGACCAGAGAAGAAAUUCUCGUCGUGUCGAUAAUAUUAGCAUGAUGGUGAAACAUUUCAACCAUCUCGCGUUGUUUGUGUCGGGAAUGAUCUUGCUGAGGGAUAAGCCAAAACACCGAGCGAGAGCUUUGGAGAAGUUCAUGGCACUUGCUUGGAAGGUCAGGCAACUGAACAACUACAAUUCCCUUGGUGCCAUUGUGGCAGGUAUCAAUGGACAUGAAAUCGCUCGACUUAAUUCAACCAGAGAGAUGGUUCCACAUGAGGUGCAAAGGCAGUUCUUGCGACUGACCAUCCUCAUGGGCAUCUCCAGAUCUCACGCAGCAUAUCGAAUGGCUUGGGAUAACUCCUUUACAGAAAGAAUCCCGUUCCUGCCCCUGGUCAGGCAGGAUCUCACCAUGGCAGCAAGUGCGAAUCAGACAUUUAUUGGGUCGAACAUCAAUUGGAAGAAAUUCGAGAUCAUGGGAGAUGUGAUUGUAGGUAUCCAGAAAAGUCUGGAGCAGCCCUAUUCCUUUGGCCAACGAACAUCGCGUACUGAAGAAAUAACUCGCCUGAUCCUCGAAACCAAAAUCGUCGAAGAAUCAGAGGACUCGGCGGAUCCCCGGAGCGAACUAUAUGAUCGCAGCGUUCAAGUUGAACAAACGGGUGCCGAUCCUAGAAAAAAGUUUGACUGGUUACGGCGUUAA
This is a messenger RNA of Exophiala bonariae, 2082 nucleotides long. RefSeq lists its product as uncharacterized. Gene Ontology annotation, biological process: Ras protein signal transduction; positive regulation of GTPase activity. Gene Ontology annotation, molecular function: guanyl-nucleotide exchange factor activity. The transcript has 3 exons. The record is from RefSeq and is a predicted model, not a curated record. NCBI's taxonomy places the organism in Eukaryota, Fungi, Ascomycota, Eurotiomycetes, Chaetothyriales, Herpotrichiellaceae. Bases 1 to 2082 code for a protein of 693 amino acids. Gene Ontology annotation, cellular component: plasma membrane.